Molecule: messenger RNA, 2200 nt
Organism: Chaetomium strumarium
Lineage: Eukaryota; Fungi; Ascomycota; Sordariomycetes; Sordariales; Chaetomiaceae
Exons: 1
Coding region: 222-2069 (615 amino acids)
Cellular component (GO): membrane
Molecular function (GO): acetylglucosaminyltransferase activity
Source: RefSeq, a predicted model, not a curated record
CGGGUCUGUUCCGCGGGGAACGCGGCCCGGCUUGCUUGGCAUAUGCAAGGAACGUGAGUUGUGAGCCACCGCGCGUUCGGGCCCCAUCGAGCGAACCAAACUCCCCGGUCGGCACCGUAUCCGUGGCUUGGACGCGCGGCUAAGAAGACUGCUGUGAUAGAAAUGCAGAAAGAGACCUCUUACGACGAACGACGUCCCGUUCUGGAGGACUCCCGCUCACCAUGGACGUAAAGAGAAAAGUGACCGCGCUGGUGCAGCGGGCUACGAAUAACAGCAGCAUCCCGAAUCCGCUCGCCAGAGCGCUCAGACUCGCCGCUAUUGCGCUCAUCGUCUUGAUCCUGUACCUGAAGGUGGUCGCGCUGUCGUCACGGGCCCCGCCCAUCAUCGUCUCGGAUUUGGUGCUCCAGACGUCCGACCUGAGGGAUGUUAAGCCGGCCGUGGCUCCGGGCGGCAGCGGCGAGCACGCCAUCCCCGCCAAUGGCACCGGACCAUCACCAAAAUCACAGCACGCCAUGAACUGCAACCCGGACAUCCGCAGACUUGGCGAGAUCAGGGACAGGUACGCGCUGGACAACGAGAUCGAAUACCUUAAGCGCUACAUCCGCUUCACCCGCAAGCCUGACGUCGGCCGUCCGUCCUACACUGUCCUGGAGCAGCGCUUCCUGCCCGACGACGACAAUAAGAGCUUCCAAGUCCUGCAACUGUCCGGCGACGAAGGCGGCCUCCCCCCGUCAGGGAAAAAAUGCCCCGACCCCCUGGAGGUCUCGGUUCCGCAGUCGCCCUUCCCCGCCGACGUGGACCUCUCCGACUUCAUCUUCGCCAUCUCCACGACCGUCCGGCGCCUGGCCGACCACCCCACCACCAUCCCGGAAUGGGCCCACUGGCUGACGGACGGCCAGGGCCACUCCAACGGCGGCAAGCUGCUGCUCCGGCUGGUGGACGCCACCGACGCCGAGCUCCGCAACGUCACGCAGCGCCUGGCCGACGCGGGCAUCGACGCCGAGGUCGGCGCAUGGGACAGCCGCCGCGACAAGGAGAUGGCGGUGCGCUACCUCAACCUGGUCCCUUUGCUCUUCUCGCACGAUACUACUACUAGUAGUACUAGUAGUUCGUCCUCCGCCAAGACCAGGAAGUGGUUCGUCCUCUGCGAUGACGACACAUUCUUCCCAGCCAUCCACUCCCUCGCGGCCCACUUCGCACAGCACUACGACCACACCAAGCCGCUCUACAUCGGCACGCUCUCCGAGGACGUGACCUCGGUCGCGACGCACGGCUCCCAAGCCUUCGGCGGCGGCGGCGUCUUCCUCAGCCGCGCCCUCGCGCGGAUCAUCUCCCGUAAUAGUAGUGGUAGUGUCGUCCACACGACGUGCCGGACCCGGCAGAAGAUCAGGGAGUCGGACUCCGGGUGGGGCCCGCAGGGCGACAUCCUGCUGCGCAAGUGCAUCUACGAGAACAGCGCCGUGCGCCUGACGCCGCUGCGCCAGCUGUGGCAGCUGGACCUGGCGGGCGAUGCGUCGGGUUUCUAUGAGGCCGGCUUCAAGCCGUAUAGUCUGCACCACUUCCAGGGCGGCGGCGAGGGGUUGUGGCAUACGGCCUAUCCGCUUGCUACGGCACAGAUUGCGCACGCGUGUGGUGAGGACUGUCCCUAUCAGCGGUUUGUGACGGCGGAUGGGUUUGUGAUUGCCAAUGGGUAUAGCGUGGCGCAUUACCCGGGGGGUGGGAUACUCGACCACGGCGAUGAUGAUAAUGAUGAUGAGGAUGAUGAUGAGGACGAGGAUGGGAUUGAUCUGGAGCAGGUCGAGCGCACGUUCUGCUCGCACCACGAGGACAAAGGGUGGAAUUUCGAUUACAUGUUUGGGCCGCAGCGCGCGUCGCUGCAUGGCACGGGGAAGAAGAUUGCGUGGGAGCUGCGGGAGGCCGAGUACAAGAGGGAGGAGGGGGUCGUUGUGCAGGUGUAUAUCCGGAGGAAGGAUGACCAGAGGUGGGUGACGAAGGAGGGGAAGAAGGGCGUGGUGAAGCCUAUGAGGGAGACGGAUGGCGUUCUUGAGCUGGUGUGGAUCCCGGGUUGAAUACGACUGACUAUUACUAAUAUUGGUGGUGUGUUUGGAUAGUACUAGUAGUAUAUACUUUCUACGAUAUAUGAUAGUACUCAAGCGUGGACGUGCAGAUGGAAGACGAAAGCACCUCCUGAUUCCUGGCG